Molecule: messenger RNA, 4380 nt
Organism: Symbiodinium necroappetens
Lineage: Eukaryota; Dinophyceae; Suessiales; Symbiodiniaceae
Source: the annotation of a GenBank genome assembly
AUGAGUGAAAAUGGAAACAACACUCCACAUGCGCGGAAGGCCCGUCACAAACAUCACCUGGGACCGCUGAGCUACGAGAAUUUCCGGAAGGUGGACUCCUUGCAGCUCCAUGCGCCCUUCGACCACAAGGAGCGGCAUCUUGCAGAGACCAGGUCAAAGUGCCUGGAGACCGGCCGACGAGAGGAGCAGCUGGCAAAGAGACUCCGGCAGUUCUUAAAUGUUCUGGUCGGGAUCAGCGUGGGCAUUGCGGCGGUGCUUGUGAGAUACGGCUGCGAACUUCUGGGUGGUCGGCGGCGGGAGGCGUUCCUCCAUCUUUUGGAAGGUAAGCGGUCAUGGGACUGGGAGUUCGCUGGAGCCGUGUCGGUGGCAAUGGGUACGACUGCAUGCUUCGCUUUGCUGGCGACAGUAUGCGUCCUGCUCGUGCCACAGAGUUCCGGAUCCGGGAUUCCAGGAGUCUUGGCCUUCUUGAAUGGCGUUGACCUGCAAAGCUCCCUGCGUGGUCCGGUCCUCGUGGCCAAAGCACUGGGCACCGUCCUUUCCGUAGGUGGUGGACUGGCAGUGGGGCCAGAGGGUCCGAUGGUUCACAUAGGUGCCAUUGUGGGCAUGCUGGUUUGUCGACGUAUGGUCGCGCCCGCACUGCGCCGUUUCGGGCCGCUGUCCCGCCGCGUGGAGGAUGAACUCUCACGACAACCCUUGCGCUACCAUGUACAGGCGGCCGUUAUGGGUGCCGGAGCGGGAAUCGCUGCGGCCUUCAACGCGCCGUUAGCAGGAACUGUUUUUGUCGUGGAGGAGGCAGCUUCCUUCUUUUCAAAGCGCUUGUUGCUCCACUCCUUCAUCAGCUGCGCAUUUGCGGUUUUGACGUCGAACGGGCUGUCCGAUUUGAUGGGCUUGCCCGGCGAGUCUAUAUACGAGCGGACUGCAGCCUGUCUACGAAAAUCGUCAUGGCAAUCCUGGGUCCGCUACAGCUGGAUGCCAGUCCACGUCGCCGUGGUUGGAGUGCUUUGCGGAUUGCUGGCGAUUCUCUUCAAUCGACUGGUCGUCAAGCUCAGCGUCCACUUCAUGCUUGAGGCACAGCGUUUGGGCCGUGGCCGUGCGCUGUUCCUGCGUCGAUUCGUCUUCUCCCUCCUUGUUGGAGCUUGCUGCGGGGCCUUCGCGAUCUGCUUACCGCACUCGCAACCUUGCACCGAGUCCAGCCUUCAGAAUGCUUUCCACGGCAGCAGUGGCUGCAUUUUGGAGGACUGGCUCCACCAGUUGGUCACUGGCUCCCGCACGGUGAAUUCCAGCCAAAUCAACCCAGAGGUGCGCGACGACAACCCGAUGAACCGCACCAUGAGUUAUGUGCCACAUCCAGGUCUCUUCGGCAUCCAAUAUGAUCCGCUGAGUUGUCCCGAUGCGAUUCUGAUCAAUCCGAACUGCAGUGUGAACCACAUUGAGCAGAUGGUUCACCCAAAGCGGCCGAACGAAUACUGUUGCGGAUUUCGAACAACACUGGAGCUUAAAGCAGGAAAGUUUUUCAACUCUACUCGGCCAUGGGCUCCUUUGAAUAUGGGGCAGAACUGGCCUGCGGGCUCCUGUGACAGUUUGAAUUGGAACGAAGAGAACAAGAUCUUCAUGAACUACUACAGCCCUGGGGCGGCUCUGACGCUGGUGUCGCCGACGCAUGUGGUUCGAAAUCUAUUGGUGCGUGGUGCGCCCAUGGUGCUGCCCUUGUCCACCGUGCUGUUGUUCUUGGUUUUUUUCUUCGUCCUGGCAGCCUGCAGUGCCACCGCCUGGAUGCCCGGAGGUCUUCUCGUUCCGAUGAUGUGCAUCGGGGCGGCUGCGGGUCGACUCUACGGCAUGUGCUGGCACUGGAUGCUCGGAUUGACCACUGGAGCCGGAGUUUGGCCGCCCCCUGCCAUCCCGUGGAUCCCCGAGAUUCAGCAGCUCCUGGACUUCUGGCACCCCAAGUCCGCAACCGUGGAUGUUGAGCCGGGCAUCCUGGCCUUCGCAGGCGGUCCGAGCAAAGAUUGCGAAGCCAGUCCUGAGAUGCUGCAACUUCCGCUUGUUCCGCUUGGAGGUUGCGCAGCCUUCCUGAGCGGGAGUGCUGUGCAGCUCAUUGAGCUCUCUCCUUUGCCAGAAGCCAUCGAACCCGCGGCAGCUCCCGUGGCAGUGGUCCCCGAGUCUGAGCUGGGCCAAGAAGACGCGGAGGCUGUCUUCAAGGACAGCGCCAGCACGAGCAUCCCAGAAGCUCGAGAGAGCUCCGCUGCAGCCCGGGGCGCCUGGCAGAUGGAGGUUUCCCCGGGUCUUUGGGAGACUCUCUCUUCGGAUGUGAACAUGACUCUGACGGAGGCCUGCCAUGCAGGCCAGCUGGUGGUGCUCUAUUCCGUACGUGGUGCCCGGCCCAGCGAGGACGCGAGCUACGACGUGGACUUCCGCACCUUGCUCCAGACCAACCGCAAGACGGGGAAAGCCCAACAGCUCCGCUGGGAUCAGACUGCCUUGGCUCCAGGCUCUCAAGUCGCAGCGGGACCGGGAGCCCAUGACGGGGCUCGGACGAGAUAUCAGUGGGAGUUGAGGGAUGGGCUCUGGGCAGACUUCGAAGAGGAGGAGGAGCAGUACAUCGUGCGAGCGUGGAUGCAUGGUCAGGACUUCAUUCGAUACGAAGCUUGGGGUCUCGAGUACGAGAUCAACUUCCCAAGAAUGGUUCAGAUCAAUCUCUCGACAGGGAACAAACGACACAUUCGCGUAAAGCCAGUCGGGACCCAUUAUGCUGAAGUGCCUCGAUCGCAUACCGGAAGCGACGAGCCGGAAAAGCCGAAGGAGCCUGAAAAUCUGAGGAAAGAGGAGGCAACAGCCAAGGCCAAGACGGAACCCCGUCAGGCUCACUCCACAGCCAGGAGUGCCCCGGAGAAGAAGCGCUUCAGCCUGGGCAAAAAGCCCGGCGACCCAUCCGAACGCAAGGAAGAACCUCGCGGAGGACCCGGCGAACCCAGGGCCAGGCCCACAGGAGACAGAGAGACGCAGGCACCGCAGGCGCCCCGCGAAGAUUUCGAGCUCCCGGCGGGUGCAUCCUGGCCCGCCUUGCCUGCGGCGAGGGAGGAGGCAGGAGUGCUUUUCCAGCGUCUCUGUAACACACGCCAGCUUGCCACCGCAGAGAAGAGGUCGCAUUACAAGGCUCAAUGCUUAGCGUGGCAUCCAGACAAAAACCUGGACAAGCAGGAGGUGGCAACAGAAGUGUUCAAAUUCCUGCAACUGGUUCGCAAGCGGCAGUACUUGCUCAUGGUCGCCACGGAGGGCAGGGUCCUGGUGCUGCUGUUGGAGGUGUCCCUAGAGCCCUUCAUGAUUCCGGUGAUCUUGAUCUCGGUCUUGGCAGCACGAAGCACUACGUCGCUUCUCAAGUCACAUGGCCUCUACCACGAGCUCAUGAACGUCCAGUCCUUGCCUUUCCUUGCGGAGUCGGCCCACUGGCGACAAGGCCACUACACGGUGGAAGCCUUGCUUUGGGAAGAAGCGCGCACACAGAGGCAGGUUGCAAAUGCGCCAAGUGCUGGCGGCAGUGAACAGCUCCGGACCUUCACUCGUGAUGCCGACGACAAUCCGGAAGUGCGCGAGUUCCCGGAGAUCAUCUCAAUUUCCAGGACGGCCACAGAGAACGAGAUCACCGAAGUGGUUCAGAAACGACUGCCUGGAGACGAGACAACUCUGGUGAAUGGCUUUCCGGUGACCGGACCUGCUGGGCAGCUUUGUGGCCUCGUCACGCGAGAGGCGCUGAUGGGCCUGCUUGCGCAGAACCGCCACAGCGCUUCGACAGAGAGCUCACAACGACCACGGUCAGGCAGCAGCAUCCGGGACUCUGCACUGCCCUUGACGCUGCCUCCGGCUCCGGCUAACACGGUCUUAGGCGUCGAGGAUGUUAUGGACUCCGCACCGUUUGUGCUUCAGGCAUCCACACCGAUCGUUCACGCUCAUAUGCUGUUUGCGCGAUGUGGCCUCCGUCAUGUCGUGGUCGUCGACAGCGGACACAGACCAAUUGGUGUCCUGACCCGCAAGAGCCUGAUGCCCUGGCGGACACCUUGGUUGGACGAGUCGAACUUGCACCACGACACCUUUCUCGAGCAAAGAGCUGCGCACUCGCCGACAGCUUCCGCCAUAGCCUCGCGCAACAAUUCGCCGCCCAACACCCCGCCGCUGAGUCGGCAAGGCUCCUGGCGCCUGUCCGGUGGACUCGCUGGCAGCAACCCAACAAGGCUGGAACACCACCAACGGAUCCGGGAUGAGAGUGCUCUCAGCCCGUUGGUGGAAUCGCUGCGCCUCACCAGCCUGGAUGCUACACCAACGACCGGAGCUGAACCCGGCGAGGGCGAGGAGGGUACCCACGAGUUCACGAUAGAGGGAGCCUGA